AAGACCUCUGAGGCUCUGCUGUUAAUAGUUCUUCUGCUCUGACCUGCCCAAGUGGGCUAUGCUCCCCAGGUACAAUGGCGAUCAUUUUUCUUUGGAAGAGCCUGAUGCUUCUAUUUUGUUUCUCAGGGACCCACUCAGCACUCCAGAGGAACUGGAAGUUGGAAAUGUUAAUUGGUGAGAUGGAGCACCUCUUUACGAUGGAGGAAUUAGACCACAAAUCUGGGGGUCCUCGGAGGCCACCCACAUUCAUGACUAACUUGUUCCAUCGAGUGGCCCACCCCAAUGGCAUCAGCAAGACUGAAGGUGCCUUGAUAGGAAAUAUGGUGAGAAGUUUUGAGGAGAAAGUACACAUCAACCAGUCUCAUUUUUUCUUCAACCUCUCUUCUGUUGGCCAACAUGAGAAGAUAUUACGAGCUGAACUCCAUGUAUUUAAACUCAGACAAUCACAAGAAUUCUUGAGUGAAGACAAGAUCGUUCAUUACAGUAGAGUGGAAGUCCAUGAACUUUUAGGUCCUACACCGGAGGCUGAACGUGGUAGUCUCCUUAUAUCCAGGAAUCUUCCUCUGAAGUCAGAAGGCUGGUUGGUAUUUGAUGUCACUCAGACGGUAAAUGACUGGGUCCAUGGAAACUUCUCUGACCGGAGCUUUUUGGUACUCACGACGAAGAAUGUUGGCCCCCCUUUGAAUUAUAUCUAUCACAGAACUGACCGAAAGUGGAAGAAUAAGGAGAACAGGAAUUCCUUACUUGUUCUCUUCACUGAAAAAGAAGACAAUGAGCCUCUUAGAAGUGGAUACCUGGCACCACCAAUGUUGUUUCAGCCGGAUGGACAGAUGAAUUCUAGCUUUUUGGAUUUCCUUCGACUUGUUGAGUCACCUCCCAACGUCAGCGUUAGCCACGGCGUUCGGAAAUCCAGAAGCAUUGCUAAGAUCGAAUUUAUUCCCAAGGGCUGCCAGAAGGCCCCCCUUUAUGUGGAUUUUGAGAAAAUAGGGUGGUCAAAAUGGGUUAUUUCCCCCAAAGGAUACCAAGCCAACUACUGCAGGGGGAAAUGUUUAUUUCCCCUGGGCCAUGGGGCAGAAGCCUCUAAUCACGCCUGCUUCUUGUCCUUUGUUGUUCGCUUCAAGCUCGACCCAAAUGUGUCGAGGCCCUCUUGCGUCCCUAGAAAACUGAAUUCCAUCAACCUCUUGUACUAUGAUGAUUUAAACAAUGUAGUGCUCAAGCAGUAUAAAGAUAUGGUGGCUGAUAGUUGCAGCUGUCAAUAAGCAAAGUCUACCUGUUGGGCCAUUCCAGAUGUGACUGGGGAGGGGACUGAUAGGAAGAUGAGUGAAUGACACCACGGAUGAUGGCAGUGCUACUGGUCCUUCUUUGCCAGGAGGCAGUGGUAGAGAGAAAAAUAGCAUGGCCCUGUGGGUCCAAAGUCUAUGUUUUUCUCUCUGCAUGACAUUUCAGCAAGCUGCUUACCUUCUGAAUCUCAUUUUUCUCCUCUGUUAAAUGAAUGUUUUGAUUCUCUGCAUCCCAAAGUUGUGGGAAGGAACCUACAAAAUGCAAAUGAAAGUACUUUGGAAAUUGUAAAGGGGGUUUCACAUGUAAAGUAUCAUUAUUAUAUCUUUCUGGGGUUUGCACAGAGGCCCUGCUAUUGUAUUAUUUUUGCUUUUGUUAUCAUUUAGGCAUUUCCAGUAGUGUCUCACUUUUAUGAACUCAUUCGAGAUUUUCUUGGCAAUGAUAUCAGAAGGAUUGACCAUUUCUUUUCUUCCAGCUGAUUUUAUAAAUGAGGAAACUGAGGCAAACAGGGUUUAGUGACUUACCCAAGAUCACACAUUUAGAAGUGUCUGAGGCCAGAUUUAAACUCAGGAACAUGAGCCUUCUUGACUCCAGGUCCAACACUCUAGCCACCUAGGUGCCCUUAUUAAAUGAUUACUAUAUGCUAAGUACUAGGCAAAGAAAGGCAAAAAAAUAAAUAAAUAAAAAUCCCUGACAGCUAUGGAAAGUAAUGAAUGCUGGAGGGGAUGUGGCAAAGUCAGGACAUUAAUGCAUUGCUGGUGGAGUUGUGAAUGAUCCAACCAUUCUGGAGGGCAAUUUGGAACUAUGCCCAAAGGGCGAUAAAAGACUGUCUGUCCUUUGAUCCAGCCAAAGCACUGCUGGGUUUGUACCCCAAAGAGACAAUAAGUAAAAAGACUUGUACAAGAAUAUUCAUAGCUGUGCUCUUUGUGGUGGCAAAAAAUUGGAAAAUGGGGGGAUGCCCUUCAAUUGGGGAAUGGCUGAACAAAUUGUGGUAUAUGUUGGUGAUGGAAUACUAUUGUGCUAAAAGGAAUAAUAAAGUGGAGGAAUUCCAUGGAGACUGGAACAACCUCCAGGAAGUGAUGCAGAGCUAAAGGAGCAGAACCAGGAGAACAUUGUACACAGAGACUGAUACACUGUGGCACAAUGGUAAUGCAAUGAUCCAGGACAAUUUGGAGGGACUUAUGAGAAAGAUGCUAUCCACAUCCAGAAAAAGAACUGUGGGAGCAGAAAUACAGAAGAAAAACAACUGCUUGAUCACAUGAGUCGAUGGGGAUAUGAUUGGGGAUGUCAACCCUAAAAGAUCCCCUAGUGCAAAUAUCAGUAAUAUGGAAAUAGGUCUUGAUCAAUGACACAUAUAAAACCCAGUGGAAUUGUGUGGCAGCUACGG
Molecule: messenger RNA, 2665 nt
Organism: Monodelphis domestica (gray short-tailed opossum)
Lineage: Eukaryota; Metazoa; Chordata; Mammalia; Didelphimorphia; Didelphidae
Product: bone morphogenetic protein 2-A-like
Cellular component (GO): extracellular region
Molecular function (GO): growth factor activity; cytokine activity
Source: RefSeq, a predicted model, not a curated record